Chlamydomonas reinhardtii is the source of this 2288-nucleotide messenger RNA. RefSeq lists its product as uncharacterized. Gene Ontology annotation, biological process: sterol metabolic process. NCBI's taxonomy places the organism in Eukaryota, Viridiplantae, Chlorophyta, Chlorophyceae, Chlamydomonadales, Chlamydomonadaceae. Gene Ontology annotation, molecular function: oxidoreductase activity, acting on paired donors, with incorporation or reduction of molecular oxygen; heme binding; iron ion binding. The coding region runs from base 80 to 1774 and encodes 564 amino acids. The record is from RefSeq and is a predicted model, not a curated record. The transcript has 9 exons.
CGAAACUCUGUUCACUGGUGGACUUGUGAUUCAAACAAGGUCGUUUUUAAAUACCUGCAUCGCGCUCGAACCAAGUAAAAUGCUUCGGGGGCCUGGGCCACAGCUAUGGAUGCGCUCUUCCUCGCGCGGUGCAAAGAUAGGGAGAGCUUAUCCCACAGCCCAUCAUAUCGAUGGGCGCGCAAGCGGGGGACGUCCUCUCCACUUUGGUCUGCACCCAUGUCACCGGCCAUGCUUGCGUGCCAAGGCCGCCCAGUCCGGAUUGGCCGAACUGCCGCUUCCGGAGGGCUCGCUGGGACUCCCCGUUGUUGGUGAAACGUUGGAGCUCAUCACAAACGGUGACACGUUUGGUACCAGCCGCCGCGAGCGGUACGGCGACGUGUACAAGACCAACAUCUUGGGUGCGCCCACAGUCAUGGUGUACGGCGAGGAUGCGGUGCGUGCGGUGCUGGCGGCGGAGGACAGGCUGGUGGCCAGUGACUGGCCGCAGGUCACGUCCACGCUGGUGGGCCCUGACAGCCUCAACCUGCUGACGGGGCCCCGCCACGGGGCCGUCAAGCGGGCGCUGUCGGACGCCUUCGCGGACAGGGCGCUGCGGCGGCACGUGCCAGCCAUUGCGGAGCUGGUGCAGGAUUAUGUGACGGGGUGGGCGGCGGGGCCACAGCCUACGGCUGGCUUUGAGUCAUGCCAGCUGCUGUCACAGGCGGUGUUUGACCGAGUGGUCUUGGGCGGUGCCGGCAGCCGCGACCGUGCCGCCCAGCUGCAGGCCGUCAUGUCGGCGUUGCAGGCCGGCUUCAACACGCCGCCCGUGCAGCUGCCGUUCACAGCGUACGGCAAGGCGGUGGCGGCGCGCCAGGAGUUCGGACAGCUGGUGUCCCAAUCCAUUCAACGCAGCCGCCAGCACACCGCGGCCUCCGCCACCGUCUCCGUCUCCCCAUCCUCCGCGCCCGCCUUUGACUGCGCAAUGUCAGACGUGGUCGCGGCCGCUGCCGCCGCCGCCGCCACCGGCACGGCGCUGCCCGACUCGCUGCUGGUGGACAACGCCGCCGCCGCCUUCUUCGGCAACGCCUCCACUGGUCCUUCGCUGGCCAAGGCGCUGCAGCACCUCGCGACCAACGCCGCCGGACCCAAUGGUGGCGCCACCGGCGGGGUCAUGGCGGCGCUAAGGCAGGAGCAGCAGGACAUCGUAUCUCGGCACGGGCCCGCCAUCACGGCUGAGGCGCUGGACGAGAUGUCGUACGGCACGGCGGUGGCACGUGAGCUGUUGCGCAUCACGCCCGCCGUGCCCGCCGUGUUCCGUCUCGCACUGGUGGACUUCGAGCUGCAGGGCCGCCGCAUCCCGAAGGGCUGGCGCGUCUGGUGCCACGUUGGCGACUCGGUCACGCGCUACAACAAGGACCAGUUCCAGCCCGAGCGCUGGCUUGGCAGCAGCGGCAGUAGCACCAGCACUACUGGAACCGCGGGUGACAGCACGGCGGCCGCAGCAACAACAGGAGGGGCGGCAGCAGCAGGGGCAGUGGCGGCCGGCGGAUGCCCUAUGCACGCCGGCGGCGGGGGCGCCGCGCGCGGCGCACAGCCCGAGUACAGUCUGCCCUUUGGCUCGGGCGUGCGCACGUGCCUGGGUCGUAACCUGGUCAUGACGGAGCUGCUGGUGGUGCUGGCGGUGCUGGCACGUGGGUAUGAGUGGGAGGCGGUGAACCCAGCGGAGCAGUGGGGCGUGGUGCCGUCGCCUGCACCCAAGGAGGGCCUGCGCGUGCGGCUGCAUCGUCGGCUGUGAGCGUACGUGGGGCAGAGGUGCAUGGUGUGGUGCGCCCGAGUCCGCGUGAGAGAGAGAGAGUGUGUGUAUGUGUGUGUGUGUGUGUGUGUGUGUGUGUGUGUGUGUGCGUCUGUGUGUGAGCGUGUGUGCAUGAAGACAAGCACGGUGCGCAGAGAAACGAGACCAUGAACACAUGCGGCUGUGCCGGGUGGCACUGUUGAGUAACAAAGCCGCGAGGGACUACGUAUCUGCUUCCCGUGUAAUGUGCUGGCAAUGCUGUCCCCGUAUCUUGAUGGCUACUGUGAUGUCGGACUUUCAAACUGCUGGCGCUGAUGAAAAGCAGUGUUGAUAAGAUAUGUGGUCCCCCUCGCAGUGUCGAAAAAUCAAACAUAGCCACGGGUGCCCCAAGCCCCCACGGUCAGGAUAAGGUGGCCCCGCGGAGCCGCAACCCGGCCUGUCAAAUAGUCCACUGGGGGGGGGGCUGUACUGCUAUUACAACACAGUGAAGACUACAAGAGUGUAAUGCUAAAUGUAC